AUGAACGCCCCAGAAGGAACCAGCAAGUUCGUCCCCAAGCAGGCUCUCGCCCCUACCCCGCAGCUUUACGAUGAGCUUGUUGGAGACAGCAUGGAGCAGCUUGCGAAAGCAAGUCUCGCGCAAAUAUCACCAAUCCCAUUUGGAUCAGUAAUUCACGACAAUGGUUGCGGUACUGGCGCCGGCACCGCUGCUGUUGUGGAGGCGAUCGCAGCUUCGAAGGCAGAGGUCUCAAUCAAAGGCACUGACAUCAACGAGAAAGCCCUUGAGGUCUAUCGAAAGCAUGCUGCUGAGAACAAGUGGCCUGCUGAGGCUGAGCAGAUGGAUUCACUCAAGCUCUCAAUUGCCGACAACACCUUUACCCUCACCAUUGGCAACGCUUUUCUGUUUGUGCUACCGAAUGACGGCAUUGAUGCUGUGAAGGAGAUGUACAGAACCCUAAAGCCGGGUGGAAAAAUGCUUGUCAAUUCUUGGGCCUAUGUUCCGAACAUGGAGCCCCUGCAGACAGCAGCCAAAGCAACCAGACCUCCAGGAACUCCACUACCGAGAGAGGGAAUGGCAAAGUGGGCACCGGCAGAUUUUGUACAGAAUGUGGUGGAGAAGGGUGGAUUUGAGAAGGACAAGAUCGUUAUGAAGAAGGCCGAGGUCUACUGCACGACGACUGAGCUUACCCAUUUCGCAACGAUGCUUUGGAGUUUUAUCGGUGGUACUUCUGAGGUUGGAUGGCUUGAGUCUGAUGAGGCGAACUGGGACAAGGCAAUCAACGUGGUCAAGGAAGAGCUCGCGAAGACGGAUGGUUACAAGGCGAUCGAUGGUGGCAGAGCACAAUUGAAGUUCGUGGCCAAUAUCGCCAUUGCCACCAAGUAG
Messenger RNA from Lachnellula hyalina, 864 nucleotides. It is a transcript of the gene ktnA, whose product is annotated as Methyltransferase. The record is from RefSeq and is a predicted model, not a curated record. The transcript has 2 exons. Bases 1 to 864 code for a protein of 287 amino acids. Lineage: Eukaryota; Fungi; Ascomycota; Leotiomycetes; Helotiales; Lachnaceae.